This is a messenger RNA of Meloidogyne enterolobii, 600 nucleotides long. The record is from the annotation of a GenBank genome assembly. Lineage: Eukaryota; Metazoa; Nematoda; Chromadorea; Rhabditida; Meloidogynidae.
UAUAGGAGGACCUAGAGCUCGACUUAGCCUGGUUUUAUGCAGGGAUUUGGCUUUAAAUUGUGCUCUUUAUACAUUUUAUUGUGCUUUACCUGUUUAUGCGCCGCCACCUGUGGACUUUGUAAUGAUGGCGGUGGUUUACUUGGAAUGCCGUUGCUUCUCUCCUUGUUGGGGUUUGACGGUUUAACCGGCAAUACAAGAAAUCCAACAGUAAAUACAAGAAGCGCGGAUGUUGUUAAUCCUCCUUCUUCUGUAGCUAAUCCUGUAGCUAACCCUGUUGUUAACCUUCCUGUUGCUCCCCAACAACAACCCUCUUCUCCGGAUACUGCUAUAAGGGCUGGAGCACCUCCAAUACGAGAGGAAAGUGAUGAUGACGCUUCUAAUAAUUUUGCCAAUGUUUCAAUUCAAAAUUCUUUCCCAAUUAAUAACAACUUUGCUACAGCCCAAUUAUCAAAUAACAGGAGAAAUUUAAAUAGUAAUCCAACAAAAUUUAAUAUUCAACCUCCUUUAAUACAAUUUGCAAUACCGCCAGGUUUACAAAUUCCUACUCAACAAAAAAUAAGAGAAAAAUUGAUACAACUGGGGGUUAUAAGGGGGUAUUAA